This is a messenger RNA of Schistosoma mattheei, 1911 nucleotides long. NCBI's taxonomy places the organism in Eukaryota, Metazoa, Platyhelminthes, Trematoda, Strigeidida, Schistosomatidae. The record is from the annotation of a GenBank genome assembly.
AUGUCAAUAAAUCAAUUAACUCAAGAACAAUGGGAUGAUCUAUUUCAUAAAUAUAAAUCAUUACGUGAAUCUAAUAAUAUUGCAUGGGAUGAUAUAAAAAGUGCAUUAGAACUUGUUGGUGUCUCAUUAGCUGGUCAUGAAAUAAGAGAUUUAUUAGGACAACAAAGAAAUUGGCUUAAUCCAGAUGAAUUUCAUGAAUUAUAUAAAAAAGCUAAAGAUAUGAAAGAUACAACAAAAGCUAUCAGUAAAGCAUUAUUAUUAAAACAUGCUGAAGAUGUAAAAUCAUUUACUGUUGGCAAAAAUGAUACUGAUACUCGACAUUCAGUUAGUAAAGCAGAAGAACGUGGUUUUACACUUUGGAUCAAUAAACGUUUGGGUCAUGAUGUAGAAUUACAAGAUGGAAUUCUACCAGUUGAUCCAUCAGUUGAUGGUCAAUUAUAUCAACGAUGUAAAAAUGGAAUAUUAUUGUGUAAACUCGUCAAUGUGGCCAGUCCAAAUACUAUUGAUGAACGAAGUAUAAAUAGAGGACCUAGUUUGAAAAAUGUUUUCAAUGUUCAUGAAAAUCUUACAUUGGCUGUUAAUUCAGCUGCUUCAAUUGGAUGUUGUGUAGUAAAUACUGGUCCAGAAGAUAUUAUGCAAGGUAAACGACAUAUUGUUCUAGGAUUAAUUUGGCAAUUAAUUCGUCGUGGAUUAAUCGAUACAAUUACAUUGAAUAGACAUAAAGAAUUAAUAGCUUUAUUACAUGAUGGAGAAACUGCUGAAGAUUUAUCUACAUUAAAACCAGAAGAAUUAUUAAUGCGUUGGGUUAAUUAUCAUUUACAUCGAGCUGGUUGUGAUAGACGUAUAACAAAUUUUAAUUCGGAUUUAGCUGAUUCAGUUGUAUAUGCUCAUUUAAUGGAACAAAUUGUUCCCAUAGAUAAACGUUGUAAAUUAAUGUCUGCUAGUGAAAUUUUAAGUUCAACUAGUCGUCAAGAAAGAGCAAUGAAUGUAUUGAAUAAUAAUGAAACAUUAGGUACACCAUUUACACUUUCACCAGAAGAUAUUUAUUUAGCUGGAGAAAAGAAUAAUGAUAAUCGUGAUCGUUUAAAUUUAGCAUUUCUUGCUACAUUAUUCAAUAUGUAUCCAGGUUUAGAUACACGUCGUGAUGAUUUAUAUAAUGGAUUAGUAUUAUUACAAUUAUUUGAAAAAAUUAAACCUGGUUCAGUGGAUUGGUCAUUAGUAGAUCAAGAUUUUGAUCCAAAACGUCGGUUAUUUCAAGAAACAGGCAAUUGUAAUUUAGUUAUUGAUUCAGCUCAAUCAAUGAAUAUACGUUUUGUUAAUGUCAGUGGUAAAGAUAUACAAAAACGUGAUCGUAAAUUAGUAUUGGGCGUGUGUUUCACAUUGAUGCAAGCGUAUAUAUUUAAAUUACUUCAUGAAGUUACUCCAGGUGGUAUCGAUAUUCCACAUGAUGAUCGUGAUAUAUUAACAUGGGUUAAUGGACAAAUGAAUGAAGCUAAAGCUAAACCAAUUCAUAAACAUAUUAAACCUAAUUCAACAAAUAAAGAAAUAUGGUUAGGGAAUAAUGUAGAUGAUGCAUCUAUACGUCAAUAUGCUAUAUCUUGCUGUCAUAAAGCUGGUGCUCGUGUAUUCACAUUACCGGAACAUCUUGAAGAAUUAAAUGGUAAAAUGAUUUUAACAUUAUUUGCUUCAUUACAAUUAUUAUAUUAUAAUUUAAAACAAAAAGCUGAAAAUAAACAUAAUCGUACAAAAAAUACAGAAUUGAAAUGGUUAAAAUUAAAUGAUGACAAUAAAAUUAAUGGAACUGAAUAAGAGAAAAAAAAAACCAAAACAACAAAGAAAACUAUUCAUCAUUGACCUUCAAUGACUAUUAGUUUCUUUUCUUUGUUUUCUUUCUUUUGUUUUCUUUUUUCU